Pyrus x bretschneideri (Chinese white pear) is the source of this 1879-nucleotide messenger RNA. RefSeq lists its product as uncharacterized. The record is from RefSeq and is a predicted model, not a curated record. Gene Ontology annotation, cellular component: piccolo histone acetyltransferase complex. Gene Ontology annotation, biological process: regulation of transcription by RNA polymerase II. NCBI's taxonomy places the organism in Eukaryota, Viridiplantae, Streptophyta, Magnoliopsida, Rosales, Rosaceae. The coding region runs from base 140 to 1531 and encodes 463 amino acids. The transcript has 12 exons.
GAACAAACCCUUUGAUCCAUCCCAAUUCUUCAUUCAAUUCCCAAUUCGAAACCCUAAUUUUCCCUAAUAAUCCCCCGCUGCCUGGUUCGCUCUUUCCCGGAACCCUAAAGGGGUUGAAGAGAUAUGAACAGAGGUCGAAAUGAGUAGACUUUCAUUCAGGCCUCGCCCUGUUGAUAUCCACAAGAAGCUCCCCAUUGUCAAAUCCGUCAAGGAUUUCGAAGAUGAUGACACCCCAACUUCCACCCGCAAUUCUCAGCUCUUCCGCCUCGCCGCCGAUCCCCCGGCUGAACCGGAGGCGCCCCCGGCCCCCGCCGCGCCCAAGAAAUACAUCCCUGAAAUACCCACUCCUCAGUUUGUUGUUGUUGACACUUAUGAGAGGGACUAUUCUCGCACUUUUGGCCAGCCCAAUUCCUACCUUCGCGCGAGAGGAGCUCGGGCCGAGCUCGGAGAGUUUGUGGAGUAUGACCUAGACAAUGAGGAUGAGGACUGGCUGUAUGAGUUGAACAAAGAGAAGAAGGUUCUUGCACCUGAAAAGCUUGAAAGUCUUCUUUUUAAGUUGGAGGUUUUGGACCAUAAGGCACGAGAAAGAGCAGGAGUUAUAACUCCUACUCUUGCUUCACCAAUCCCUGUACUUCUACAGCUUGAUGUUGCUAGUGAGGUCUUACUAAAUGAGACUGAGGCUCUUCAAUCUCAGUCUCUCAGAUAUGCUGUUAUCCAGUCUGUUUAUAAUUAUUGGAAAGAGAAGCGUGAACGUUGGCAGAAGCCUGUUUUGCGGCGUUUGCAGCCUCCUCCACCGGUUAAUGACACCAACCCGUACAAUGUCUUUAGACCAAGGGAGAAAACCCACAGACUGCACACAAGAAGGAUGCAAAGAAGGGAAAAUAAUGUGCAGUCAUUUGAAAAGCUUCGCCAGGUUAGGCGCAACCUCGAGCAAGCCAAGACCAUAGUAGAGGCUUUAAUCAAGAGAGAAGAGAAAAAGAGGGAAGUCAUGGAGAAUGAAGUUAGUCUUCAAAUAAUCCAAAUGAAGUACAAGCAUGAAACUGAGCUCCUGGAAGAUAGCUUGGCGCUUCCUGGAUUUCAACCUGUAUCUUGCAAAUUUGGUUCAAGCGAGGAUGAAUUUGUUGAUUCAGAUGAUGUUUCAAAUGGUCGGCCCCGCACGCGGCCUCCUGCAAUACCGAAUCCGCCUUUAACAGAUUCGAACAUAAUUAUGGCUUCUACAGGAACCAUGAAGCAAGAGUUUAGGCGGCGGCAUGCACCACAAGGGUGGCUUCAUAAAAUGGAUCCCCUUGAGCCAGUUUUGUUAUUUACAAGACCUCUAGUUCCAGAGAAGUUGGCAGCAGCAGGCAUUGUACCACCAUCAGAUUCUUCAGUAACAAAUGGAGCAGCCACACCACCUUAUAAAUCCCGAGGAAGAAUUGGCCGAGGAGGCCGAUUGAUAUUUGAUAGGUGGAAUCCACUGAUGCAUACGCCAAUCGACUGUGGGAAUUCUUUUUAUAUACCACCUAAACCUAGACCUGCAACAUACAAUUGAUCUUCUUGCCCCUCAUGUUUCGUCUUGCAGACAACUCAUUGGAAAGAGGUGCGGUAAACUAUUCCUAUGACACGACGGGAGAUUUGGUAAAAUGUGUGGUUGCAUUAACCUUCUGUCAUGCCCGGAUAUUGGAUAUCCAUGGGAGCAUGCCAUUCUUGGAAUUUUGACUUGAAAUUAAGGGUAUUUAUGGAAGGGUAGGAGGGUGGGAGUGUUGUAUUUUCCUUGUUUGUUAAAACUGUAUUCGUCUGUCUGCCCAGGCCUUUCCCAUGUAAAUUUCCUUACCAAUUCAUAUGGCAAUCAGCUAAUGUUGGUAACUUCUCUAUUAAUACAGCCAUUUAGUUUCUUUGA